Lolium perenne is the source of this 888-nucleotide messenger RNA. The record is from RefSeq and is a predicted model, not a curated record. NCBI's taxonomy places the organism in Eukaryota, Viridiplantae, Streptophyta, Magnoliopsida, Poales, Poaceae.
AUGGAUAGCGACGACGAGAUGAUGGUGCAGCUGUUCACGGAGGAGCAGAACGCUGAGCCUUUCUUCGUCGUGCCACGGCGCGACGGCUCAAAGCCAGGCAAUAGGAGGAACAUCAACCGGCAUCGUCAAGCCGACGCAAUGUUGCUUGACGCCGACUAUUUCAACGACGACGCGACUCAUUCGCCGAAGGAAUUUUGGCGCCGGUUUAGGAUAAACAAGGAGUUGUUCUUGAAGAUUGUCUACAGCGUCAGGGAGUACAACAAUUACUUCAUUGUCAAGCAAGAUUGCACAGGAUUUGUGGGGCUUCACCUCAAUUCAGAAGUGCACUGCUGCAAUGCGUUGUUUUGCAUACAGAGCUCCUCCAGAUACAUCCAAUGGCUACCUACGGAUGGCAGAGUCGACAUGUACAGAGACUCUCUACAGGGGAUCUACAAGGGGCAUGCUGGUGAGUGCAUUGUCAUUCUUGAGGCGGUGGCAGACCAUGACCUUUGGAUUUGGCAUGCAUUUUUUGGCAUGGCAGGAACAAACAAUGAUUUCAAUGUGUUGCAACGCUCUUCGGUGUUUGCCAGGCUAGCUGAGGGACAAGCUCCUGCCGUGAACUUUGAGAAAACGAGAUGGAAGCUUAUUUUGCAACAUACCAGGAAACAACUCUGCAAGGAUGUUGAGCGUGCUUUUGGGGUGUUUCAGCAUCGUUUCGCCAUAUUGUCAGGCUUCUGUCCAACCCUGAUACGUAACCAUCGUUUUCUCACCUCUCACAUGGGCCAUGUGCGCACUGGGCCUGGGCCGCAGCCCGUGCUCCAGCUGCUGGGCCUGCGCCACCAGCACGCAUCAUCAACGCUCAUGAAGGAAACCAAUCAGCCUAGAACCGAGUACAACUCAAUGACGUGA